Molecule: messenger RNA, 612 nt
Organism: Striga hermonthica
Lineage: Eukaryota; Viridiplantae; Streptophyta; Magnoliopsida; Lamiales; Orobanchaceae
Source: the annotation of a GenBank genome assembly
AUGAAACAACACUCUUCUUUGGCUUCCUCGGCGCCGCUGCCGCCCUCGUCUUCUCCAGCGUGGGAGCGGCUUAUGGCACGACCAAGAGCGGCGUUGAUGUGGCGUGAUGCGGCCGAAGCUGGUGAUGAAGUCUAUCGUGCCCGUGGACAUGGCUGGUGUCCUGGGUAUCUACGGCUUGAUUAUUGUUGUGAUCAUCAGUACAGACUCGCUUGUGGUCUCGUCGGCCUUGCUGCUGGUAUGGCCAUCGGGAUCGUCGGAGAUGCUGGUGUCAGGGCUAAUGCACAACAACCAAAGCUCUUUGUAGGGAUGAUUCUUAUCCUUAUCUUUGCUGAAGCUUUGGCUCUCUAUGGUCUCAUUGUCGGAAUCAUCCUUUCUUCUCGUGCUGCUGAGGAUGACAUCGGGAGUCCGUUCCGUGGAUCUGCGGGGGCUCCGUCCUUCUCUUGGUUGGAGUGGCGCUGGAGGGGUUUUUCAGUCUGGGCUUGGUGUGGCUGGCCGGUUGCAACACGUUGGUGUUGGACUGGUCGGGGCGGAGGUUGUGGCUCCUUCUCGCCCUCCUCCUCUGUUCCUGUUGAUUUGGGUUCAGGGGGCCUCUGCUCGGUUGAUUUCGACUAG